Parathielavia appendiculata is the source of this 2214-nucleotide messenger RNA. Its product is annotated as Sec1-like protein. Bases 1 to 2214 code for a protein of 737 amino acids. Gene Ontology annotation, biological process: vesicle-mediated transport; intracellular protein transport. The transcript is spliced from 5 exons. The record is from RefSeq and is a predicted model, not a curated record. Gene Ontology annotation, molecular function: syntaxin binding. NCBI's taxonomy places the organism in Eukaryota, Fungi, Ascomycota, Sordariomycetes, Sordariales, Chaetomiaceae. Gene Ontology annotation, cellular component: secretory granule; plasma membrane.
AUGGACGGCCCCUCCAUCAUCAAGGAGCAUGCCAAAGCCAUCAUCGAUGCUAUCCGCAGAACUGCCCCGAACGAUGUGAGCUCCUCCCUCAGGCUCUCUGCCCCUCGUCCAAGUGAGCCCCGCUCUAACCUUGCCCGCCUGUCCGCCCAGUGGAAAGUCCUCGUGGUCGACGAAACAGCAAAGAGGAUCAUUAACAGUUCGGUCGUCGAAGAUGAAAUUCUCAGUCACAAUAUUGCCAACAUCGAGCGAAUCGAGGAGCGGAGGGAGAUGAAUCCAGACAUGGACGCCAUAUACAUCCUCACACCACAACCACACAUUGUCGAUUGUCUUCUCGCCGACUUUGAGCGCCGCAGGUACAGGAGGGCCUUCAUCAUUUGGACUGGUUCAGUGCCGGAUCCCCUGCAACGGCGCCUGGAUGGCGCCCGGAGGCAGAUGGCAGCACCCCCUGACAUGCUGCUGGUCGACUUCUACCCACGCGAGUCCCACCUCAUCACCUUCCAAGACCCCUCGAGCUUCCUCGUGUUGUACAACCCCACCUGCAACGACCUCGUGGCACGCCACUUGCGGACAUUGGCGUCAAAGAUCGCCUCGAUUUGUAUCACUUUGCAGGAGCUGCCCAAGAUCCGGUACUACCAGCCGCCCGAGCACGCCAGGCAUGAAGCGAGGGUCUUGUGCCUACAUCUGGCCCGCUUCGUCCAGCAGGAGCUAGACGGCUAUCAACAGUGGGACCGCAACUUUCCCCCUCCGUCACAGCGGCCCCAGUCUGUCUUGCUCAUCACGGACAGGUCAAUGGACCUGAUGGCCCCGCUGCUACACGAGUUCACCUACCAGGCCAUGGCUCACGACCUGCUCCCAAUAAAAGACCGGGAAGAUGGCAAGAUGACCUUCCGCAUGGCUGCUGAUGAGAACACGCCCGACGCGCAAGAAAAGGACAUGGAGCUUGCGGAGAAAGACCCCGUCUGGGUUAGCAACCGGCAUCGCCACAUGAAGGACACCAUUGACAAGCUCAUGAGUGACUUCCAGAAGUUCAUUGACCAGAACCCCCAGCUUGCGGGAAAGAAUGCUAACGCCACAACCCUCCACGACAUCAGGGAUAUGCUGGCGGGGUUGCCACAAUUCCAGGAGAUGAAGCAGGCAUAUGCUCUUCACCUCACCAUGGCGCAGGAAGCCAUGAACAUCUUCCAAAAGUACAAGCUCGCAGACAUUGCCUCAGUAGAACAAACCUUGGCCACGGGCCUCGAUGAGGACUACAAGAAACCCAAGAACAUCCUCGAUCAGAUUGUCCGCCUGUUGGAUGACCCAGCGGUCGCACCGGCGGACAGGUUGCGUCUUAUCGCCAUCUAUGCCCUCUAUCGGGACGGCAUGAUUGACAAAGAUAUCACUCGCCUUCUUUGGCACGCAUCAUUGCAACGGUCGCGUGACAGCCAGGACCAAGCAGUCAUUGAAAACCUCGACCUUCUCGGCGCCCGCCCCCUGAAGGAGUUCAAAGAGCCCCGCCAACCCGCCCCUCCGCUCUUCCCGCUCAACCCCAAAACUGCAGUUCCCGACGAAGAAUACGCCCUCUCUCGCUUCGAGCCGGCCGUCAAGCACAUGCUUGAGCGCGCCUGCGCCGGCGAUCUCGACCCCGCCCUCUUCCCCUACAUUGUCCCCCCCGCAGACGCGGGCGCCGAGUCGCUCACGCACCAGGCCUCCCUCCGCUCGGCCGCUCCGCGCUGGGCUUCGGCCAACCGUCGCCAGGCCGAGAACCGCCAACGCAUCAUCGUCUUUGUCGCCGGCGGCGCCACCUACUCCGAGGCCCGCGCAUGCUACGAGGUGUCUGAGAAGCACAACCGCGACGUCUUCCUCGCCACGAGCCACAUGCUCACCCCGGCCCGCUUCAUCGCCGACCUGCGCGUCCUCAAGACUGACCGAAGCCGCCUCGAUCUGCCCAUGGACCGCCCCCCGCCGAGGGCCCCCGCCCACCUGUUUGAGCGGCCCGCCCCGCCGCUGAUCCAGCAACAACCGAAACAAGCUCAACAGCAGCUGCCGCCCCAGGUUGCCACGGGCAUGGCCCGCCAGAUGCCGCCCGGCGGUGCCCGGGCCCCGACCAAGGCGCUCGCUGGCAUGACGCUGAGUAGUGGAGCUGCCUCGUCCCCGUCCUUGCCUAGUUCCGAGGGGUCGGGGAAGAAGGAUAAAGAGAAGAAGAAGAGGAAUAUCUUUGGGAUUAAGAAGUAA